AUGCAUGGAGCAAAAAAUUCAUCCGCACAACGAAAGAAGCAAGAGAAACACAAUCUGCCUCCUAGGCCUCCUUUGCCACAUCGAGAACCUCGACAGGAGAAAGAGUACACUCCUCUCAAUACAUCUCGAGAAAAUGUGUUAAUGACUGUUCGAGAUCAAGAUACGAUGAAAUGGCCACAUCCUUUGAAGCCGAACACAGGAAAUCAGGAUCAAUACUGCCACUUUCAUCAUAGUCGUGGCCACGCUACCGAAGCCUGCAGACAACUGAAGGAGGAGAUUGAAAGGCUUAUCCGCCAGGGUUAUCUUCGACAGUUGAUCCGGGAUUCUCCUUCCAGAGAGGAAACUCUUCUCGCUGUGGGGCAAAAUCAACAACAUAGGCCGCAAAUAAAUAAUCGAGUAGUAGUUGGUGAAAUCGAGACAAUCACCCGAGGCCCUUUGCUAUCUGAUAAAGUCUUAUUGGCUGUAGACGAAAUCCCAACUUCGAAGAAGGCACGUGUGGAUCACUCCAUCACCUUUGAUGAUUCCGACUUAGAAGGAGUGAAAAUCCCUCAUCAGGACCCGCUUGUUAUUAAUACAGGAAUAGGUGAUCCAUGUUACAAUGUUAAGAUAAUUUUUUUGGAUAAUGGUAGCUCUGUAGAUAUCAUGUUCUACUCUACAUUCCUCAAUUUGGGUCUCACUAGAGAGAAGCUUCAACCUGCUGCAGGUCCUUUAUAUGGAUUUGAUAAUCGACAUGUACGAGUAGAAAGGAUAAUCAGUCUCCCAGUUGUACUUGGAGAAUUUCCCCGACAGUCUACACACUCUGUCCAGUUCAUCGUUGUAAAGUCUAAGUCGGCUUACAACGCUAUCUUUGGGAGGCCACUCCAAUCAAUUUUUAGGAUUGUCACCUCUAUCCCUCACCUUAAACAGAAGUUCUAUACUCCGACAGGAGUUAGUAUGGUAUGCGGAGAUCAACAAACAGCACAAACCUGCUAUCUCAGGCCAGCAGGUCAAGUCAUGCCCGAAGAUACUCUAAACAUUAAGGACUUUGAUCUCCGGAAUGAAGACAUCCCUCAAAGAGCUUCCCCAGUAGAAGAACUCACCACUGUAUCUAUCUCUGAGGAACAUCCUUUAAAGACGGUGCAAAUUGGGUCACUUCUCUCAGAAGACGAAAAGAAAAAUUCACAGAUUUUCUACGAGAAAAUCAGGAUGUUUUUGCAUGGAGCCCGACAGAUAUGUCCGAGAUUGACUCUGAAGUAA
Messenger RNA from Dendrobium catenatum, 1236 nucleotides. RefSeq lists its product as uncharacterized. The record is from RefSeq and is a predicted model, not a curated record. NCBI's taxonomy places the organism in Eukaryota, Viridiplantae, Streptophyta, Magnoliopsida, Asparagales, Orchidaceae. The coding region runs from base 1 to 1236 and encodes 411 amino acids. The transcript has a single exon.